Molecule: messenger RNA, 4068 nt
Organism: Callithrix jacchus (white-tufted-ear marmoset)
Lineage: Eukaryota; Metazoa; Chordata; Mammalia; Primates; Cebidae
Source: RefSeq, a predicted model, not a curated record
UCCGGACUCCUCCCCUCGGCCCCCGCUGGACCCACACUUCGGACUUGCGGGCCCGGAUACCUCCCACGCACACCGUGAACCUCCCACCUGAGCCCUGACAGCUCUCUCGGCUCUCGGCCCCGGUCCCUCAGAGCCCAACCCCUACUCUCCACGCGGGACCGGCACGGAUCUUCCCACGUGCUUGGACCCCGACACGAGAACCGGCAGCCGGGAGCCCUGCCCGUCUCGCUGUUUUCCCUGGCCGGCACCCGACUGCCAGUGUCUGUCACCCAGGCGCUCCCCAAGCCCUCGGACUCAGACAUCCCACACAGCUAGGACCAGACCUCGCGCCCAGGCCCCCGACCGUCGCAUGUCCUCUGCCCGCUUCCGGAAGCCCCCGAAGGCCCCCCCAGCGCCCCACCCCGCGGUCGCCGAGAGCCCCGUGACUCAGCCUCCCCACCUGCAGCUCCCCGCCGAGCCCCGUGGUGCGCCCCCCCCGCACCCUCCUCUCGGUUCCCUCUGAGUCCGGUCACUUCCACAUCGCGCCGCCUCAGACUCUUCUCCCGGACCCUGGACUCCCUCCAGGAUCUUCAUCCCGGUCGCUGUGCAGCGGCCGGUGGGCUAACCAGAAGAUCCCGACUGGGCCUCUUACAAGCUGGGGGUCUUCAUCUGUCUCAACUGCUGCGGUGUCCACCGUAACUUCCCUGACAUCAGCAAAGUUAAAUCCGUGCGACUUGACUUCUGGGACGACAGUAUUGUGGAGUUUAUGACCCGCAAUGGGAACCUCCAUGUGAAGGCCAAGUUCGAAGCCAGAGUCCCAGCUUUCUACUACAUCCCCCAGGCCAAUGACUGCCUGGUCUUAAAGGAACAAUGGAUUCGAGCUAAGUAUGAGAGACGGGAAUUUAUGGCUGAUGGGGAAACCAUCUCACUACCAGGUAACCGAGAAGGAUUCCUGUGGAAGCGAGGAAGGAACAACUCACAGUUUCUGAGAAGGAGGUUUGUACUUCUGGCAAGAGAAGGACUCCUGAAGUACUACACAAAGGAAGAGGGUAAAAGCCCCAAAGCUGUCAUCAGCAUUAAGGACUUGAAUGCCACCUUCCAGACAGAGAAGAUAGGGCACCCACACGGGCUGCAGAUCACCUACAGGAGAGAUAGCCACGUCAGGAACCUGUUUGUGUAUCAUGAAAGUGGGAAGGAGAUAGUGGACUGGUUCAAUGCUCUCCGUGCAGCCCGUCUGCAGUACCUAAAAAUGGCCUUUCCUGAGCUCCCGGAGUCUGAGCUCGUGCCAUUCCUCACCAGGAACUACCUCAAACAAGGCUUCAUGGAAAAGACUGGGCCAAAGCAGAAAGAACCCUUUAAGAAAAGGUGGUUCGCCCUGGAUUCCCAUGAGCGGAGGCUGCUCUAUUACAAGAACCCACUGGAUGCCUUCGAGCAGGGCCAGGUUUUUCUUGGGAACAAUGAGCAGGGAUAUGAAGUCUAUGGAGACCUGCCCAAGGGCAUCCGAGGGAAUCGCUGGAAAGCCGGACUCACCAUUGUCACCCCAGAGAGGAGAUUUGUCCUCACUUGCCCCAACGAGAAGGAGCAGCAGGAAUGGCUGGAAAGUUUGUGGGGUGUCCUUUCCAGCCCCUUGACGCCCCUCAGCCACCUCAGUAAGAAGCAGGAACUGAGGAGUGUUAUUUCGGCCAAGGGCAGAAAGCAGAAAGGAGCUUCUUCACUUAGGUUCAGCUGUGAUGCCACAAAAGAUUCCUGAUCCCUGCCUAUGCUCUUUCCACUGUCUUCUCUUCCUGCAAAAGAAAAGCACAGACAUGCACAUUACUGCCAAAAAGUCUCCUCUGUCCAGCCCAUGUUCCCCUAACAGAGCUGUUCCCCAGGAGCUUUUAGAGGAGUUUGUCCCUGGCAGAACCCCUGGUGCUGUCUGUACCCCUCGCAGUGUGGGGGCUGAGCAGCUUCUCUCUCCCUCCACCCUCCUCUCUGCUGAUCCUUUUUCUCGUGAGAAAACCCUGGCCUGUUAUUAUUAGCUAAGAUCACACCCGCUGGGCAGCUCCUGGGAUUUUUGGAUUCCUCCCCACUUCAGAGCUAUUUCUAGUGGCUUCUUUUCUCCGAGUCCUCCCUUCUGCCUGCUUCUCUCCUGCUCCUCCUCUUUACCAGUAGGCCUUCCUCAGUGCUGACAGCCCUGUGAAAAAAGAGGAGACAUGCUGAGCUCCAGCAGGAAACUGCUGGCCCAGGCCCUGGCUUCUGGGGCUCAAAGGAGAAUUUCUGUGUUUGGAAAAGUACAGACUGAGCAGGUGACCCCCGACCGCCCCUUGGGGGAAACCCUUGUACCCUUUGAGUCUGACCGAUAUAAACACGAACUCUCUUGACUGUCCGACAAAGGCCAAAGCCAGAGAGCCUCAGAAGGGACUUGCAAAUUGUGAGUGAGGCGCUCCAGCUGGUGCUUUCUUUUCUCUGUUGGCUGCCGCUUAUGCGUUUCUUGGUUUUUCUGUCUCUGUGCCUCUGUCCCUCCACUUUUCUCUCCUUUGCUGGUGUGUGCAGCCCCUCUGACGCCCUGGCUCUCACCCUUUCAUUCUGUUUUUUAUUCUGACUCCGUGUGUGUGUGUGUGUGUGUGUGUGUGUGUGUGUGUGUUUCUUUCUUUUUUUGAGACAACGUCUUGCACUGUCACCCAGGCUGGCUUGCAAUGACGCAAUCUCUACUCAUUGCAACCUCCUCUUCCUAGGUUCAAGAGACUCUCCUGCCUCAGCCUUCCAAGUAGCUUUACAGGCUUGUGACACCACUUCUAGCUAAUUUGUUUUGUAUUUUUGAUAGAGACAGGGUUUCACCAUGUUGCCCAGGCUGGUCUUGAACUCCUGAACUCAAGUGAUCUGCCUACCUUGGCCUCCCAAAUUGCUAGGAUUGCAGAUGUGAGCCACUGUGCCCAUCCAUGGCUCCCUCUGUCUUUAUGCGCCUGUCCCUUUGCUGUCCCUCUCCUCCACAGGGCAGCAUUGGCAUGGCCACCUUCCUCAGCCCUCUUCAUUUCCCUUGUAGCUGCAUCAACAGAGAGUGGCUGCCACAGCAGGUGACCCAUUAACUGAGGAACUGGCUGCUGCUGAACACCUGGAGCUCCUGGUGGGGAGGAGAAGUUCUCACCUUGGGCUUGGCUGCCCACCGUUAGUGCCCUGCAGUCAGCAGCCAUCCCUGGCAAUGAACUCUGCCAAGACUGAAACUGUGGCUGUGGCUGCAUUAGAACCCCAUCAGCUCCCUGAGCCUUCCCCACCACCCCACCCUGGAAUCUGAGGAUCUGGUACAUAGAUGGACAUCCAUCCCCUCCUCCCCCAUACAUACCUAGGCUUGAAAUGCCCUACAGGUCCAGAACUUUCUCACAUCUGAAAUGGAGGCAUUGCAAUGAAAAGGCAUCCACGGCAUCAUGCAAGUGACAUCUUGUAAAAGAAAAAAAGUUUCAUUUGAAUCUAACCAUGAGGAAAUCAUCAGACAAAUCCACAUUAGGGGCAUUAAAUUGUUAAACAUCUGACCCAGAAUAUUCAAAAAUGAAGAGUGAAAGAUAAAGAAAGUAGUCAAUGGCCAAGUGCGGUGGCUCACGCCUGUAAUCCCUGUACUUUGGGAUUCUGAGGCAGGUAGAUCACAAGGUGAGGAGAUCAAGACCAUCCUGGCCAACAUGGAGAAGCCCCGUCUCUACUAAAAAUACAAAAAUUAGCCAGGUGUGGUGGCGUGCACCUGUACUCUCAGCUAUUCAGAAGGCUGAGGCAGGAGAAUUGCUUGAGCCCAGGAGCUGAGGUUGCAGUGAGCCAAGAUCAUGCCACUGUACUCCAGACUGGGAGACAGAAUGAGAUGACCUCAAAAAAAAAAGAAAAGAAAAAUAGGAGACUAAGAUACGGCAACCAAAAGCAAUUCAUGGUUCUUGAUUGGUCCUGGAAAAAAAAUAAACAGCUGUAAAGGACAUAAUUGAGAAAAUUGGGAAGUUUGGAUAUGAAUGUAUAUUAGUUAAUAGUAUUAUAAUGUUAUAAUAAUUGUGCUGUAUUUGUAUAGGAGAAUGUUCUUUUUCUUAGGAGAUACAUACUGAAGUAUCUAGGGAUAAAAUGUAAUGAUGUCUACAA